Messenger RNA from Odontomachus brunneus, 1679 nucleotides. RefSeq lists its product as uncharacterized. Gene Ontology annotation, biological process: protein import into mitochondrial matrix. Bases 174 to 860 code for a protein of 228 amino acids. NCBI's taxonomy places the organism in Eukaryota, Metazoa, Arthropoda, Insecta, Hymenoptera, Formicidae. The transcript is spliced from 5 exons. The record is from RefSeq and is a predicted model, not a curated record. Gene Ontology annotation, cellular component: TIM23 mitochondrial import inner membrane translocase complex.
GUCUCUCCAAGAAUAAUAUUAUUAUUAGCUGAUUCCGAAUUAGAGUCAGUACUGUUACGUACCUGAAAGGAGCAAACUCAUUUGUGUAUAGACAGAAUUCGACUGUUGGUAUAUUACGAGAAUUUCCUUCUAUCAUUAUUCUCCGCACAUAUACCGAAUCGACGUUUGAAGAUAUGACGUUGGCGAGAAUAUUAGGUUUCAUUUUUGAGAGAAGUCAUUUGAUUGCACAAAAUGUGUUAUUUCGUCGUAACAUUCCUCCCUACUUAAAAUGCAGCCCUUGGUUUCACACGUCGAAGACACCUGUGAAUAUGAAUAUCGAGUUUAGUCGACGGUAUGGAAAAACAAUGGAUCAGAAAAAUGAGGAAACCAAAGAAAAUAAAGAAGAUAAUGGAACUAAGAAAAAUAAUAAACAUAAUUGGAGUAAUGGAUUGGAUGGAUGGAUUAUACAUAUAGCAAUCGGAAUCAACUGUUUAGUAUCUUCAAUAAUAAUUCUCACAACUAAAUGUAGGAAAAAAAAUCCACAUUCCAUGUACAUAAAUACUCUGAUACAUUGCCGUAAGGAUUCUAAGAUUGUGGAUGUUCUCGGAGAACCUAUUGAAAUAGUUCCACAAAAAAACCGUGUCGCACACAUUCACGGUCGUCACAAGAAAGACGGCUGGUUUUAUGAAAAAUUCACGUUUGACAUAGCAGGACCGAAAGCACGGGCACUGGUGGAGGCCGAACUGAAGCAGAUUACGGAUAACGAAUAUAAGUAUACGAAAUUGCAUGUUACGGUGCCUAAAGUCGGAACAUUUGAAGUGAAGCCUGACUCGGUAUAUUUGAAAGAAAAUUACCCGAAAUAUUUGAGAAUUCGAGUUUAAUUGUUUUGGGAUCACUGUUCUAUGACUAAUAAUUAUUGUACAGUAUAAUUAUGUGCGUGUUAUUUUUUAUAUAUAUAUUUUAUGUAUAAUAAUAUAAUAUAAAUUUAUAAUAUUAUAUAUUCAUAUAAGUAUAAAAGUAAUAAUAAUAAUAAUAAUAAUUUCAUUAAUUAUUGUUAUUAAUAUUACUAUUACUUUUUAUUUAUAUCAUGUUUUGUAUUAUUCGAGUGAAUGUUACUGUUAUUUGGAGUAAACUUUUUUUUUUGUUCUGGUAACAGUACGUUAUAUCAGAUUUACUAUUCAAUAUUGCAUGAAAGUAUUUACUUGAAAAGUAACUAACUUUGUUUCAUUUUCGAGAAAAAAAUUAACUCUAUAUAAAUAAAAGUCAUUUGAUUUUGUAUGAAUUGCAAUAUUGCAAAUAUGAAUAGUAAAUCUGAUAUAACUGACAUACUGUUACCAAGAACAAAAAAAAAGUUUACUCCAAAUAGCAGUAACAUUCACUCAAAUAAUACAAAACAUGAUAUAAAUAAAAAGUAAUAGUAAUAUUAAUAACAAUAAUUAAUGUAAUUAUUAUUAUUAUUGUUAUUUUACUUUUUGAAUGGAAUUUCAUUUGCAGAAAUUUAAAGAGUUUGAUUAUAUUUUAUUUGUGACUCUUCUUUACUAAAAGAUUGAUAUACUGUUCACUUUAAAACAUAUUUCUUAUUAUAUUUUUUAUUAUUUUGAUGAAAGUAACGGGAGAUUUCAGAGUAUAGAUUAAUCACUGUCUUUUAAGGAGUUGUAAAAAUUAAUUAAAUUUUAAUAAAAAUGUGAUUAUCAUCGCAA